Messenger RNA from Puccinia graminis f. sp. tritici CRL 75-36-700-3, 399 nucleotides. RefSeq lists its product as uncharacterized. The coding region runs from base 1 to 399 and encodes 132 amino acids. The transcript is spliced from 3 exons. The record is from RefSeq and is a predicted model, not a curated record. Lineage: Eukaryota; Fungi; Basidiomycota; Pucciniomycetes; Pucciniales; Pucciniaceae.
AUGUCCUCCAGUCGAAGACCGGCUCAGCCGGUCAUUGACCGGGGCGUGUUCCCCAGUCAAUGGCCGUCUCAGCCGGUCAUUGACGGGGGUCUGUUGCCCAGGCGAUUGCCGCCGGAACUGGGCAUCGACCUCCGGUCAUCGACUGGGUCGAUGACCAGACUGGCCGAGCGGUCAGCAGUUGCAUCGCAUGGCGAGCAGGCGAUGGAAUACAUCGCCUGCUCGCCAUGCGAGUUUGGAUCGCCGGGGGCACAUGCGAUGUUACAUUGCCUGGCCUUCACUCGCCCUUCCGAUUUAACUUCGCUGUCGGGCAAGGUUGAAUCGCUUGAGGGCGAAGUACAAUUGCCUCUGGGCGAUGUCACAUCGCCCCCGGGCGAGUUUACUUCGCCCCUGGGCGAUUGA